AUGGCAAUGGUGCCACCACUCACGUCGGCCACCGUAGUGUGUCGCGCGCAGCCUCCACUCGCUCCGCUCAAGCACGUGGCAGCCGCCGUGAGCAGCUUCCUGGACUAUUCGGCGCGCUGGAGCAUUGCGUCGGCUUGUGCGCGAGGUGCCGCAUCGCCUGACGGCGACGGAGUGUCGCUGCGUCUGUUAGAACGCAUUGCAGUGCACCGCGCAGCCGCUGCUGCCUGCAAUUCACUCGCAUCCAGGCGACAGCGCGACGGUUUUUACCGCCAAUGGGAAUUCACACGCGCCGCGUCGGCGGCCGCAGCAAGAGGCGACGUACAGGCGCUCAAGUGGCUCGUCGACAUGUUCCCAGGCUGUCGAGUCACCGUCGCAGUGGAGGAAGCAGCCAAGCACGGCCAGCUACAAAUACUCGAGUGGCUAUUGCACAAGAGCCGUAGACGAGAGCUCACGGUGUUCUGGGGAGCGAGAGAACUCUUUUUCGCCGGUAAACAUGGCCACCUGCACGUCGCUCAAUGGCUACAUGAACACACCGCGCCACCACCUACGCACAUGUUCUUUGUGACUCUGGAGGAGGCGGCAAGGAACGGAGACUUGGAAAUGGUCCGGUGGUUGUGUGAGGUGAGAGGAGAAUGGUCCCCCUAUGCGGCGGUGCUGGCAGCAGGUCGUGGACACUUGGAAGUGCUCGAAUGGCUACGCACCAACUUGUUCAGCUCGAGUUCGUCGUCUAUUUCAAUGGAUGACGCGGCAGCAGGAGGGCAUUUAGACGUGUUGCAAUGGCUACAGAACCACUCGGGCUAUGCCACUCAAGGGGCGAUGAAUAAGGCGGCAGCGAGUGGCCAUCUCAAUGUAGUGCAGUGGUUGCAUGAGUAUCGACGAGAGGGAUGCACCAGUGACGCUAUGAACCUCGCAGCGACAGCAGGACACUUGGAGGUUGUGCAAUGGCUACAUUUUCAUCGGCUAGAAGGCUGUACAAUUGACGCUAUGGAUGGAGCGGCCAAACACGGUCACUUGGAUAUUGUGCACUGGCUUCAUGCAAAUAGGACAGAAGGGUGUACUGAGCGUGCGAUUGACGGAGCUGCUGCAAAUGGUUAUCUGAAUGUAGUGCAAUGGCUACACAGCAAUAGAAUCGAAGGAUGCACCACUGCAGCGAUGGAUGGAGCAGCUCGAUCCAAUCACCUGGACGUAGUACAGUGGCUGAGUGAGAAUCGGACCGAGGGCUGCACGACUGCAGCAAUGAAUUUGGCAGCGAAGAACGGUCACUUGGCAGUCGUGAAGUGGCUACAUGAACACCGUGCUGAGGGCUGCUCGACCGACGCCAUGGACCUUGCAGCGGCUAACGGACAUUUGGAGAUUCUAAAGUAUCUUGACACGCGCAGAACUGAAGGAUGUACCGCUAGUGCAAUGGAUAACGCCGCCGCUGGAGGACAUCUCGACGUUGUGCGAUGGCUACAUGAGCUCCGCAAAGAAGGUUGCACAACUGCAGCUAUGGACAACGCGGCUUCAGGUGGCCAUCUUGAUGUGGUGAGAUGGCUACAUGAAAAUCGAAAGGAAGGUUGCACCUUUGCGGCAAUCGAUCGUGCAACAAGUGGCGGUCAUUUCGACGUCGUUUACUUCCUUCAUUGCGAACGCAUGGAGGGAUGCUCUGCGAAGGCUUUCGUCAAUGCCACAGCAGCAGGAGAACUGGAGAUUCUCAUGUGGCUCUUUGCCAACUACCGGCACCAACUCGGACGUGACCGCCUUCGAAUUUACGCGCUCGGCAAGUUUUACAUUCUUCACUGGUUAAAAGCGGAGGCUGGAGCGAGUGAACGUGAGGCUUUCAUGGGCGAGGUAAACCCACUUGCGCAAGUUUUAGGAAAAAAAAAACUUGUGUAA
Molecule: messenger RNA, 1875 nt
Organism: Phytophthora nicotianae INRA-310
Lineage: Eukaryota; Oomycota; Peronosporomycetes; Peronosporales; Peronosporaceae
Exons: 1
Coding region: 1-1875 (624 amino acids)
Molecular function (GO): protein binding
Source: RefSeq, a predicted model, not a curated record